Molecule: messenger RNA, 1911 nt
Organism: Stylonychia lemnae
Lineage: Eukaryota; Ciliophora; Spirotrichea; Sporadotrichida; Oxytrichidae
Source: the annotation of a GenBank genome assembly
AUGAACUAAGUGACAGAAAUUUACAUAGCUGUUUGUAUUCACAGAAGCUAGAUUGAUAAGUUUUUGAAAACCUAAAAUUACAAAGGGGUAAAGAUCAAUGUUAUAACUCUUGAGAGCAGUUCAAAUUUCGGAGAUGCCUUAAGAGAGAUAAACUAGCUUUAAACUAUCAAAAGUGAUUUUAUCCUUGCCAGAGGUGACAUCAUCACUAAUGUAAACAUUUAGAAUGCUAUUAAAGAGCAUUAUAAAGUUAAAGCUGAAGAUAAAGAAAAGAAACUUAUUUUGACCAAAAUAUUUGUUAAGAUUCCAUUUUCAAAUCCAAUCAGAAGCAAAUAAUAGGAAUGUGCCAUGAUUUUGGACAGCCAAACAAAAGAAAUCUUGAAGUAUGAAUCAUUUGUUCAUAAUAAGUAACUAAAAAUUAAUGAAGAAUACAUAUCUUUAAAAUAAGCUUAGAGACAAUUUGAAAUCAGAUUUGAUCUAGUAGACUCUGAGAUUAGUAUAUGCUCAAGGGAUGUAUUAAACUACUUUACUGAUAAUUUCGACUAUGAAUCACUACAUGAUGAUUUUAUCAACUAAAUAUAAUCAAGUGAGAUUAUUGAGGAUAGAAUCAUGGCAUAGGAAGUUACUGGGUAUUAUGCUAGAAUUUUAGAUCCAAGAACAUAUGGUGAGGUUACAUAAGAUAUCUUAUCUAGAUGGAUACAUCCAUUGGUUCUCGACUCUAAACUACUAUGUCCUAAGAAUAACUAUUAAUUCCAAUUUUUGAAUAAGUAUCUUGAGACUGACGUUAAGAUCGCACUAUCUACCACCAUAUCUAAUAAUACUCAAAUAGGAAAGUAGUCUAAGUUAAGCGAGGAUAGUAAAAUUGAAAAAUCAACAAUUGGAAGAAAGUGUAUAAUUGGCAGGAAUGUGACCAUUAAGAACUCUUACAUUUGGAAUAAUGUGCAAAUUCAUGAUGGAUGUCAUAUUGAAAAUGCCAUCAUCUGUGAUAACGUGGUUUUGAAUAAGAAUGUCAAGGUUGGAUCAGGAGCAAUACUCUCAUAUGGAGUUGUGGUAAAUGAAGACUAAACUAUACCUCCAGCUUCCAUGGUUUCAAAAUAUACCUAUGAUUCAAAGACUAUGACGUUUGUUGAAAUUGAAGAAAGUAAAUCAUCAAUCUUUGCUGAUGGAGAUAUUUCAUAUUUGCCCAGAGAAUGCUAACUUAGAGAAGACGAGCUUAUUGGCGCAGGAAAACUAUAUAAUAACGACGAAGAGAGUGACUUUGAAGAUCAAGAUGAAGAAGACCAAGAAAAAUCAAGUUCAGCUUUUCUUAUUGAAGUAAGAAAGACUAUUGAGAGAACCACUCCUGAUCAAAUAGGAAAUGCUGUAACAGAGGUUAAAUCCCUCAAGAUGUCUUAUAAUAAAGAUCUCUCAGAUUGUAUUGAGGCUAUUAUUCCACCCCUACUUGACAAAAUAAAUGAAUAAAAUGCCUAAAAGAGAGCCUAACUCUUGCAAGAUACUUUAAAAGAUUGGAAAGAACUACUACUAGAGUUCUUGAGAGCUGAGGCUGAUGAAAAAACUUUCGUAUAGCAUACUUUAGUAAGAGCAAUUGAAAUCUAUUGUGCUAAUAAUCAACUUUUUAACAACUCUUUCCAUAUCAUAUUGCAGAUCAUAUUCAAAUUAGAACUAUUAGAAGCACUUAUCAUUAUUAAAUGGAGCUAAUAGGCACAAAAGAGCAUUUAAAAUAGAGGCGAUGAGGAUGAGAUAUAAGAUGAAAUAUUCGACUUUAUUGAUGCAAGCAAGAGAGAAAAAUUCAUCAAAGAUAUGGCUAAGUUUAUUGAAUAUCUCCAGAAAUCUCUUGAAGAGGAAGAAGAAGAGGAGGAUGAAGAAGAGGACGAAGAAGAAGAAGGUGAAGAAGAGGAUGAGGAGGAUUAGUGA